This is a messenger RNA of Pedinophyceae sp. YPF-701, 573 nucleotides long. The record is from the annotation of a GenBank genome assembly. Lineage: Eukaryota; Viridiplantae; Chlorophyta; Pedinophyceae.
AUGCCAGCCGUCGUUCUCGGCCGCGCCAUCUGCGCGUCUCUGGCCAUCUGCCGCGUGUUGCACCUCGCGACUGUUCAGUCGGUGACGUUGCACACAACGCUGGGCGACCUCAAGUUGGAGCUGUACUGCGAGGAGUGUCCCCGCACGGCGGAGAACUUCCUCGCGCUGUGCGCCUCGGGCUACUACAACAACGUCAUCUUCCACAGGAACAUCAAGGGCUUCAUGGUCCAGGGCGGCGACCCCACGGGCACCGGCAAGGGAGGCCGGAGCAUCUACGCGUCCGAGACGGGCAAGUUCGCGGACGAGAUCGUCGAGUCCCUCAAGCACAACCGACGAGGCACGCUCUCCAUGGCCAACUCGGGGCCCAACUCGAACGGCUCGCAGUUCUUCAUCGCGUACAAGGCGCACAACCACCUCAAUGGGAAAUACACGCUCUUUGGGCAACUGAUCGACGGGAUGGGCACGCUGGACAAGAUGGAGCGCGUGCCGGUGGGAGCGAACGACCGGCCGCUGCAGGAGAUCCGCAUCAACCGCGUUACGGUCCAUGCGAACCCGAUUGCGGACCAGGCAUGA